Molecule: messenger RNA, 5651 nt
Organism: Pseudophryne corroboree (corroboree frog)
Lineage: Eukaryota; Metazoa; Chordata; Amphibia; Anura; Myobatrachidae
Gene: HEBP1
Product: heme binding protein 1
Exons: 4
Coding region: 170-742 (190 amino acids)
Molecular function (GO): heme binding
Source: RefSeq, a predicted model, not a curated record
CAUUUGUCUGUUCCUCCCACUGAGUGAAUGUGUGAGCAGGAAAAGGGAGAGGAGUGAAAGAGAACCUGAAUGGUUUCAAUCACGCACCUACAGAUAUAUUACAAACAAACAUCAAUUUACUAUUACAUUGACUAGAGAGAUCUAUAUACAAAUACUAAACAACAGUGCAAUGUUUGGUAUGAUAAAGAAUUCACUUUUUGGAGGCGUGGAAGUCAAUAAUGGGACAUUGCUACAUAAACAAGAGAAGGAUGGAAUAACAUUUGAAGAGAGAGCAUAUGAGGGUGGAAAAUUUGCCUCACUGGAAGUGUCUGGAAAGCCAUUUGAUGAGGCAACAAAAGAAUGUGUUCUGAAGCUUCUGAAAUAUGUUGGUGGUUCUAAUGAAAAGGGUGCAGGAAUGGGAAUGACCUCUCCUGUCUCAAUCAUAAGUUAUCCGACAAAGAGUGAAACUCUUGAACCAAAAGUCAAGGUCAUCCUUCGAAUUCCAAACCAGUUUCAGACAGAUCCCCCAAUUCCUACUGAUGAGAACAUUUGUAUUGAACAUAGAGAAGGCUUGACUGUAUAUGCCACGCAAUUUGGAGGAUAUGCCAAAGAAGCAGAUUAUGUAGCACAUGCUGCAAAACUCCAUUCUUGUCUUGGACCAGAUGCAUCAUAUUCUACAGAUUAUUACAUUUGCUGUGGCUAUGACCCACCCAUGAAACCUUAUGGAAGAAGAAAUGAAGUCUGGUUUGUUAAGAACAACUAAAGUGGACCCUUGUGCUCCAGUACUUGAGUGUGUGGGUUGAUAGAUAAACAGUGUACAGUUUGACAGUCAAUAGAUAGACACCAUAUGUUAGACAGACAUUAGGUAGACAGGGUCAAAAGUUCGACAGGAAAAAGGUAGACAGUACAAAAGGUCGACAGGGUCAAAAGGUCGACAAAAAAGGUAGACACCAUAUUUUUUGCAUUUUUGUAGUUUGUGUGGAUAGUUUUAUCAUCUGGGACCCCCAAUUGUAGAAAGGCAUACCCUCGCAGGGCUCGCUUCGCUCACCACGCUCAGGCUCGGUGGCUCGCUGAUCUCGCCACAAGGUUUGUAUCCAACUCUAUGCCGACAUGGGUGGAGACGGUAUGAAAUAGUCCAAAAACGUAAAAUAAAAAUAAAAAUGUGUCUAUCUUUUUUUAUGUUGACCAUUUUCACGUCGACCUUUUCACACUGUCGGCCUUGUGUACUGUCUACAUUUUUCAUGUCGACCUUUUGACCCUGUCGACCUAAUGUCUGUCUAACAUAUGGUGUCUAUCUAUUGACUAUCUAACUAGACACUGUCUAUCUAUCAACCGGAUACCGUAUAGGAGUGAGUGUUACUAAUAUUCUGUGAAUGUGGUGGACUUCUAUUAACGUCCAUCAGGUAGAAAGGUUUUUUUUUUUGUAAGACUUGGCUUUCAUUCUAUUUUGGCCACAAGUAUAUCUGGAGCUAAACUAUGUUCCUAGUGGCCAUCUACUUGCCAAAGACUAAUUAAAUGUGAGUCAACUAAAAUAUGUAAUAAAAAUGUCAAUCAGAGGUUACUUUUGGAGUGUAUAAAGAAAAAGAACAUAAAGGUAGCCAUGAUUAUGUCCAAUUAGUAAUGAUUAGCAUUAUUAUAAACAAAGUUAAUAUUUCUUAUCUAGAGUUUUUCUUUUUUUUUUAAAGGUCAUGUAGGUAGUUUUAUAAUUACUAAGGGAAUACAUACGAUAUGCCAGCAGAUGGGAUGCCGGCAGUCAUAUGACCGACACCGGCAUCCCAAUGCAGAGAAUCCCAACAGGGGUCAGGUAAGUAUGUUUACCUUACCCCCCUAAACCCUAACCCUCCCUUCCCGCAGCCUAACCAUAACCCUUCCUCCCUGGUGGUGCCUAAACCUAACCCCCCUUCCCACAGCCUAACCCUAACCCCUCCCCGUAUUCUAAUCCCCCCUUCCCUGCAGCCUAACUCUAACACUCCCUUCCCUGCAGCCUAACCCUAACACUCCCCCCCCCCCCCCCCCCAGCCUUAACCCAUCCCCGAUUCCAGCGUUGGCAUUUCAAUCCAUGUCGGGAUUCUGACUGCUGGGAUCCCUUACUAAGAAGCUAGUGAAAUAAAGGACUAAAGAUAUUGGCCCUCAUUCCGAGUUGAUUGCUCGCUAGCUGCUUUUAGCAGCAGUGCAAACGCUAGGCCGCCGCCCUCUGGGAGUGUAUCUUAGCUUAGCAGAAGUGCAACCGAAAGGAUCGCAGAACGGCGUCUGAAUUUUAUCAAGCAGUUUCUGAGUAGCUGCAGACCUACUCCUACCUUGCGAUCACUUCUGACUAUUUAGUUCCUGUUUUGACGUCACAAACACGCCCUGCGUUCGGCCAGCCACUCCCCCGUUUCCCCAGGCACACCUGCGUUUUUAUCAGACACGCCUGCGUUUUUUCACUCACUCCCCGAAAACGGUCAGUUACCACCCAGAAACACCCACUUCCUGUCAAUCACUCUGCGGCCAGCAGUGCGACUGAAAAGCGUCGCUAGACCUUGUGUGAAACUGCAUAGUCUUGUUUGAAAGUACGUUGCACGUGUGCACUGCGCACCAUGCGCAUGCGCAGAAAUGCCACUUUUUUACCUAAUCGCCACGCUGCGACCGAAAGCAGCUAGCGAACAACUCGGAAUGACCACCAUUAGUCACAAAGUGCAUCACACACCCACCCACACGCGCGCACACACACACAUAUAAUUUAAAGUGGAAAUUUGGAAGUGGUAUGACUGAAUGGAUUUUAAAGCAUUACACACAAAACCGUGGGAGAGGUGAUGGCAUGCCACGUUGCCAUAUACAGGCCCAUUUCGUAUAUGUAUAUUAUGUGGCAAACAUGGCAAUAAUUUAAUGUCCUGAACUGCUGGGUUGUAGUUUAUUUACAAAUUUGUCAGGAUGGCACAGACAACAUUCAGUGUUGCUCCUGCAAUCACAACAGCAAAUUUUUUCUGCGACUCUGUCACUCACUGGGGUAUAUUCAAUAAGAGUCGGAAACUGCCGUCUUGUCGGAAAGAUGGCAGUUUCCGACUGAUUUAGGUCGGAAGGCGUUCCGGCCUAUUCAAUAGGGGUAGUUUUUUCAGACAAGUCGGGAAUUCUCGACUUGUCAGAAAACACGUGGCUCGGCGGAAUAGCCACCGAUCCGCGUGCUUCUGUCGGAAAUGGGGCCAAAUCUGACAGGCUUUCCGACAAUCUCAAUCCGACUUUUAAAAAAAGUCGGAUUGAGGUGAGGAGACAGGGAGCGAUGCGGCGGGCUACAGGGAGCGGUGUGGUGGGCUACGGGGAGCGGGGCUGGCAGGUUCCUUAUGACGGCCGUCCCCUGGCCAGACACCUCUCUCCCUGCCGGACGGCACUGGGCUACAUGGCCGUGAUGUGCGGCUCCAGCAGUUCCCUGUGUUCUCACACACGGGGAGCUCCUGACAGCAGCUGCACCGACACCAGCCAAAUCCAACAGUCGGAUUUGGCCACUCUAUUGAAUAGGGGUUGUCGGAUCCAUUCCGACAAAUGCAUGUCAGAAUGGAUCCGACUCUUAUCCGACCUCUAUAAACUGGUCACCUAGGUAGUCACCAGCCACCUGGUCCAGCGUCAAUCACCUUGACUCAAACAGAACACAGUCUAUUUAAGCCUCCUCCCCAAUCACCGCCCUUUAAUAAGUAACAUACUUGUAGUGCACCUGUGUGUGUGCUGUGUGUACAGGUUAUGUGGAGAGUGGAGACUUAACCCUAUGUUUACCAUAAGACUGUAGUCUCCCAUAGAAGGCAUUAAUCUCUCACAAGAGACUGGGACAAACUACCCUGUUUGUCACUAUAUUUAAAUAUGUAAACAUACAGUGCAUUCGGAAAGUAUUCACAGCGCUUCACUUCUUCCACAUAUUGUUAUGUUACAGCCUUAUUCCAAAAUAGAAUAAAUAACAUAUUUCCCUCAAAAUUCUCCACACAAUACCCCAUAAUGACAACAUGACAAAGUGUUUUUUUAGACUUUUGCACAUGUAUUAAAAAUAAAAAAACUAAGGCUGUAACAUAACAAAAUGUGGAAAAAAUUAAGCGCUGUGAAUACUUUCCAGAUGCACUGUACAUACACACACACACAAAGAGAAACACACUAUGAUACCACAAAAUAAAUGCUACGUGCAUCAAGUUGGAAAAUUAAUGCUUAUCUAUUUGUGUAUCGUGACCUCCAGUCAGGGGUGCUUUAAUAAAGGAGGAGGCCCGUGUCCAUCCUCCUCCAUUAGUACCCCUUCCUCUCUGCCGGGAGCGCUGUAGAGUCUGAGCACUAGAGGACUCCGACUCUGCUGCGAAUGAGCAGAUCUCCGGGAAAAUGGCGCGGUGGCUAUUUUCCCAGUGAUUUCUCUACUGCGCACGUCGGCGCGGGACACCGGAGGGGUGAGUAUUAAAAAAAAAAUGGGUGCAGCGAGUGCGGUGUGGGCCCCCCUGCACACACUGCACCCAUUAUAGAUACGCUAGUGCCCCCAGUCAGAAACAUCCCACAUCAAUGCCUCUGAUACUGCCAUAAACUGGGCUAGUAUGCCACGGAUAUUCAGAAUUUAGACCCACAUACAAGAAACACACUACAGAGACAGCUUUUAGGUGAAGUAUUGUCUCAAUUCAAUAAAAAAAAUCCAGAAUCCUUACUGGAUAAGAUCAAUCUUAUCUGAAGAAUGGCCCAGAACUGGAAAUUUUCAUUUUCCUGCAAUCUUCUGGGUGAUCUAAAUCUCUGAGUGGUGGGUGAUCUCACUGAGUUUGAGAAUCUAUGAUCUAAAUCACAGGUCCUCAAACUCGGCCAUCAGGAACCCACACAGUGCAUGUUUUGCAGGUCUCCUCACAGAAUCACAAGUGAAAUAAUUAGCUCCACCUGUGGACCUUUUAUAAUGUGUCUGUGAGUAAUUAAUACACCUGUGUACCUGCUGGGUUACCUGCAAAACAUGCACUGUGUGGGAUCCCGAGGACCGAGUUUGAGGACCACUGAUCUAAAUUGAUCUGGGAACAGGAGCUAGGAGCCCACGCCCACCCAAUGUGAUUUUUCUAAAGACACUUUCUCAGGGAUAGCAUUUCAUUAAAUAUACUGAAUUAAUGCUACCUCUAAUGCAGUGUAAAUGUACUAUAUCGUCAGUUUGUGCUUCUAAAAGGCCAUGUUUUGUCUCCGAAUUUCAUUAUUGUCUUCAAAUAUACUCUCAUUCUAAUGACUUAUGCUUCUGUAAAAUCAGAUCUACAGUAUCAGAAGAAUAUUUCUGCAUUAUUGUUAAUUUUGCUUGGCAUAGCAAUGUCCACGUCCACAAAUAUUUUAGGGCUACAAUUUGCCCUUCACUAGGUCCUCCUGACAAAGGGAAAAUUGUAGCCUCAAACUGCUUUCUCUUGUUAGAAAAUGUAUAAUGCUAAAUCUGUUUUGUAUAGUCUUCGGUGAUCUUUGGUCAUUUCCAAGUACAGACAUUUCUUUCUUAUUGUGAGAAAAUGCAGAAGGAAAUUCUAUCAAUACAGAUUUUUAUAAUGUUAGUUUUAUCAUCCAAAUGUAUCAUUCACAAUUUAGAGCUGUGUUUCAUAUACAGAAGCUAAGAUAAGAUAUCUGUAUGGAAGCUGCAACUAAUAGCUAGGGCAGAAAUUAAUCGAAAAGAUUAUACAUGUUACAUUGCAAAACCUGAAAUAAAUGCCUUUAUUAUUACCUAA